Orbicella faveolata is the source of this 1561-nucleotide messenger RNA. RefSeq lists its product as uncharacterized. The record is from RefSeq and is a predicted model, not a curated record. NCBI's taxonomy places the organism in Eukaryota, Metazoa, Cnidaria, Anthozoa, Scleractinia, Merulinidae.
AAAGAAAUUUGCUCAAUAUUGAAUGUAGUGCGGUUUGUCAAGUGUACGCGCAAGGAGCGUGGUAGGUGAAUAACAUGUCAGGUAUUAAGGGGGCUCAUAACGACAUAAUAAAGGAUUAAAUGUUUUUUGUUAACUGGCCAACUGAUUGCGGAAAAAUUAACGGUUCUGUAACUUUAGUGAAUGAAACCAUUGAAUAUAACAUCGUAAAUACUGGCCUACACGUUCACGCAAAAAAGGGCACUCUUGCAAAAACAGGAAAAAAUUCCGAUGGACAAUAAAAUGUCUUAUCUUCAAAACAUUGAAUUUUAGCUAUCUUUCCUACAAAUUUACUGCUAAAAUCUUUCACGAUCGCACCAACACGCCCUGUUCUUUUUGACUGUUACUAUAAAAGAAAGCGAUUUGCCACCAGACAAAUCCAACGUGCUUUAAAUGAACCCGUGCGUGUACGUGCCAGACAAGACAAACUUGCCAACUGACGUUACACGUGCAUGAUUCAGCCAAUUAGAAUUCUCAAGGCAACGAAUCAAAAACAAACUGCAAACAAUCCAAGCGUUUGAUUUUCCGCUUUCGUGGUAUAAAAGGUUUUUACCCACCUAUCUUCGUUCAGUGUACAAGUGCUGUUUCAAACAGAGUUCUCGCUCGACACUUCCUUCAGUGCCAAAAUGAAAUCGUACUUGUUGGUCUGCUUAGUGGCUGCUGCCAUCAUGGCCACACAAGGAUACAGGCACAGUCAUAUCCAGGAGUCGCAUCAGUUCCAAGAUGAAGCCCUUAGUGCGUUAGAUAACAUGGAAGAUCCAGCGUCCGGUGCUCCACCACAACCACCACAGCCACCACAGCCACCACAGCCACCACAACCACCACCAAACCCUCACGAGUGUGACUGUAAUGGAGUUUGUCGUGACCUUCAUGAAGAUCGUCUCCCAAAGGAAAUCCAGGACAAGCACAAUUAUCUGAGCUACGAGAAUUUCCCAGUAUUGUGUCGUGAUGCAGCCUCCAUCUAUCUGCCGCCAGAAGAACAGGACAAACCCCAGAAAAAAUACGUCUGCAAGCAGACCUUCGACUGCUGCCGUUAUUGUAAUGCGCUGUUUUACAGAUGCGUGGAUAAGAAGUCCAACACCUAUGGAUUCUGCAUGCGCGGAGCAUACAAAUGUAUGUGUCAGUGCAUUGAUAAGAGAUCAUACCAGGAACUGCCUUACCCUACGCCCCCACCAACCCCCCCAGCCCCCCCAGCCAUCCCCUAAAGUGACUAAUGUCGCCAUGAAUAUUGUUAUACUAGCUUUGCAGAGCUGUUUGCAGACCUGAAUUCUAAGCCUGUAGGAGAUUGAUUCAUUUUGUUUUGCUGUAGUCGACAGCCAUAGUGAUGUAAACAGGUUCAAAGUCAUGUAAACUACUAAUAAACAUCCUUAAAAUGAAGUAUUUGAUGUUGUUCUUUGUUGAUCUAUAGAUUCUCCCCAGCCUUCCAUCAUUUUUUUCUCUCCGCCUUUAUUUUUUGCGAUAAUAACCCACACUUCUGUCAUUUCCAAUUCGAAAUUUUCUUUUAUGUUCUCAAUGCGAAAAUUAA